Molecule: messenger RNA, 2810 nt
Organism: Gigantopelta aegis
Lineage: Eukaryota; Metazoa; Mollusca; Gastropoda; Neomphalida; Peltospiridae
Product: chorion peroxidase-like
Exons: 13
Coding region: 315-2159 (614 amino acids)
Biological process (GO): response to oxidative stress
Molecular function (GO): peroxidase activity; heme binding
Source: RefSeq, a predicted model, not a curated record
CAACUCUGAGAUUUAACAGCAGACGACCACCGGAGAUUCCUAGUGUGUUUAAGAGCAGGGAACUGGAGAGGUUCUACUGCUGAAUUUAACAGCAGACGACUGGAGAUGUUCUACUGCCAGGUUUAAGAGCAGACAACUGGAGAGAUUCUACUGCCAAGUUUAAGAGCAGGCGACUGGAGAAAUUCUACUGCUAGGUUUAAGAGCAGGCAACUGGAGGGGUUCUAGGUUUAAAAGCAGGCAACUGGAGAGAUUCUAGUGCCAGGUUUAACAUCAGUCAACGUUGCACACGCCAGUUUCGGGUGACAGGCGACAACAUGUUUUGGUCCGUGUCUGCUGCACCGAUGACAACCCUAGCACUGUUAGGCUUGUUUCUGGUGUUCACACGAUCGACGGCUACCAUGGACGAAGAAAACAACAUACAGAUGAUUGAGCAUCAUAUUAUUGGUGUUUCGGGAAUGAAGGAGACCAAGCAGAUGGCUUUCAUACACAUCCCGUACCCGAGUUAUUGCGAUUCAGCGGAUAAGUAUCGAUCUAUUGAUGGUAGCUGUAACAAUCUCCUGAAACUACAGUGGGGAAUGCUGGGUAGACCUUUUCGGAGGUUUUUACCACAGUCGUAUGACGACGGAGUCUCCAAGCCUCGUUUUUUCCAAAGGGACGGACGAAUCCUGCCCAGUGCUCGCCUUGUCAGCACAAACUGUCACUCGGAGGGCAAUGAAGGGGAACUCCGCGACCACAAUCUCUCCUUACUAUUCAUGCAGUGGGGUCAGUUUGUAGACCACGACAUCACGGCAACAGCAGAAGAAGAAGAAGUGGAAGACUGUUGUGAAGGGUUGUUACCAGAUGGCAAACACAAUCACUAUCACACAGGGGGUCCAUGUUUUCCAAUACCAAUUCCAAAAACAGAUCCGCACUUCAAACGGAAAUGUAUGGACUUCUUACGAUCUAUGCCCGAUGAAAAAGGGCACAAAUCACACAGGGAACAGAUGAACAUGAUCACUGCCUACAUGGAUGCGUCUCAGAUAUAUGGAUCUAGCGUCAAAGAGAUGAAUGAUCUGCGAACUUUUAAUCUGGGUCUCUUAAGAACGUCAGCUAGCAACCAGCUGCCUCGAGGUAAAAACAUCCAUAGGCCGUGCAAGAACGAAACCGAGGCUCCAAACUGCUUAACGUCAGGCGAUGUCAGGGUCAACGAAGUCCCUGGUCUGACGGGACUGCACACGCUGUUCCACAAACUUCACAACCGUAUCGUGCGCAUACUCAAGCGCCUCAACCAACACUGGAAUGAUGAACAUCUCUUCCAGGAGGCGCGCAAAAUCAACGGCGCCAUAUUGCAGCACAUCACGUACAAGCAUUGGCUGCCUAUCGUGCUGGGACCUGGCGGGAUGCGACAGUCGAGGAUUUCCUGGAGGUACAGAUACCAGCCGACUCUCCGUGCCGAGGUCUUCAACAGCUUUGCCACGGCCGCCUUCCGCUUCGGGCAUAGUCUCGUUCCGCGAGAGUUCAAGACAAGCGUCAGUGACCACACCCUAGUGGACACUAUGUUCUUCCGACCGUACUUCUUGAAGGUGAACAACAGCCGAGGGUUGUACAGCAUCAUGGACGGGAUGGUGUCGCGCCCGUGUUCCCGCCCUGACCGCUUCCUGACGACCGGCCUCACCAAUCACCUGUACGAGACAAUUGUGCCGCCCAUGGACCUGGCCGCCAGAAACGUACAGCGAGGGCGGGACCACGGGUUACCGCCCUACAGCCAAUACCGUCGUCUGCUGCGCCGAGGAUCGCCCAGAGUUCAACUCAGCCGGAAGUGCCUAGAAACCUACAACAACAACUAUGACGAAGUGGAUCUGUUUGUGGGUGGACUGACGGAGAAGCCGUACAAUGGCGGAGUCGUAGGACCAACAUUUGGUUUCAUCAUUGGUCAACAAUUCUACAACCUGAAGAAUGGAGACCGGUUCUGGUACGAAAACAAGAACUACCGGACAAGGUUGACUGCUGAACAGCUAAGAUACAUCAAGAGGAUGACCCUGUCACGAGUGAUGUGUGACGUCCUUGAUCUAGAAGCCAUACAGCAGAAUGCCUUCAGGAUGGUGUCGAAAAGCAAUCCUAAAGUCAGGUGUUCGGACAGCUCUAUUCCAUAUUUGGAUCUAUCUGCAUGGAAAGACUGAAGUUUGGUGUCGAAUGUUAUGGGAAGUACUGACUGAAUGCCGAUCGUCUACGUUUAAAGGCAGCGUAACACGAACCGACGACCUAUUUCAUUGUCCACGAAAAUGAGGCCUAAAACAUUAUAUGCAUCCAAAUUGUCAAAAAAAUGUACUUUAUUCAGCUAGUUACAUGUACGAUGACGUCAUAUCACAUUUGUAAUUGAUUUUUUUUUUCUAAAGAAAAAAAAAAAAAAAAAAAAACGUUACUAGAUUUAGAGCUUCUAUAAAUUUCAGUGCUCUGAUCCGUAUGAAUCUGCCUUUUACAGCAUAUCUAAACGAAAAAAAACCUAAACAAUUUAAUAUCGUAUCUCUGUACAUGACAGUCUAAAUGAAAUUUUGAUUGGUUCACGAAGUCCAGAAGGUCAGGUGACCAUUUAUUACAGCCAUUCAGACCGAUUUAUUCCGAUCUUAACCUGACCCCCCAAUUUUUUUUUAUGUCAACACAGUCGCAGAUGAUCUGCACUGUUCUUCAUCAAGUUGGUGACAGAUUGUAGAAAGAAAGAAAUAUUUUAUUUAACGACGCACUCAACACAUUUUAUUUACGGUUAUAUGGCGUCAGACAUAUGGUCAAGGACCACACAGAUUUUGAUAGGAAACCCGCUGUCGCCACUACAU